CUGCAAUUCCUACGAAUCUUUUCUUUGAAAUCGUUUCUCUGGAACUGGCCGUCUCUUUCCUUAGGUUUUCGAAUCCCAUGCCCACGCUUUUUUUUCUCUUUCGCAUUUAUAUUCUUAUAUUCACCCCGUCUCGUUUUGUUUCCACGGAAAAGGAAUCCCGGGAACAAUUCCAUUUUCCGGGAAAUUUUUAUCUCCGCUGCAACUUUAUAUUCUUAGGCCAAAUUUGAGUGGAAUCCGAAGCUUCCACUCCUUUAAUCCGGAAAAUUUUGUGGAAAUGUGAGUUUCUCAUCUCAAUUUCUAGAAAAUUUGGAUUACCCAAUUUUCAGAUUUGGAAUUGGUUUCGUAUAAAUCGUGAAGCUUUUCUCAGAUUCGUUGAUUUUUGAGAUUCAUAUCGUUGUCAGACUAUGCGUUUGAAGUUCGAUUUGAUUGUUGUGGGGAAUUAAGGUUUCAGUUGAAGGAAUUCGAGAGUUAGGGUUUUGAUUCGACAAGAUUAAAAGUCAUGUUCUAUGGUGCUGGGGUGUGGGAUCCUUGGCUCAUUGUUGCCCAAAUUGUUUGUCUUCAAUGCUUAUACUAUCUCACUCUUGGGGUGUUCAUGGCGAUUCUUGUCGGGACUCGCGUUUCUCGGAUUAGUCUCGUAUACUUCUUCGAUUUCUCGACGCUUACCGGCGCAACGGUCACCGGUUGGUGCGUCAUUGCUUCGUUUGGUCUCAGUGCGCUUGCAGGAGCUGUCUUUUUGCUUUAUCUGAUUGAGAGGGCAAAGAAAUGCUUAGAUUUCUCUGCCACACUGUAUGUUAUCCAUCUCUUUAUAUGCAUCAUAUAUGGAGGUUGGCCUUCCUCAAUAACAUGGUGGGUUGUGAAUGGUACUUGUCUCGCAAUGAUGGCUUUGCUCGGUGAAUAUUUGUGCAUAAGACGUGAACUGCUAGAAAUUCCUAUAACACGAUACCGUUCAAAUGUUUGACUGACCAGAGAAACUCAACAGGCAAGAACAAAAUUUAUUGGGAACAUACUAUGUUGGCUUCACUAUUUUGGGGGAGUUCCUGGAUAAAGCUCAUGAGAUACCAAAUUUGAUGUGGGAUAACCUAUGAGCAAUGAUCACCAGAAGUCUCUUAUCGAUUUAAUUUUCUAUGCUGGCGGAAUGACUGAAAACAGCUGCCACAACAAUUCAAAAAAAUGCUUUUAAAAGAUGAAAAAGUGGAACACAUGAAGGGAGGUACUUCUGAAUCGUGUUAGUGAAACCUGCAUGUAAAAUUCUAGGUAGUUUUGAAAGAGUCAAUUCUUAUAGUGCUUUUUGAUUUGAGAAUUUAUCAUUGAAUGAGAACAUUUGGAAUGAGUUUUAGAUCAGCGCACAUAUGACCCGUGGCGAUUUUUGUAUCGUGUGGGUGUAAGUUAUCAUAGGGUUGCUAGAUGUGCCAUGAAUUGCCUGGUUUCCAUUAAAUCUAGUUAGAGCAGUUGAAAAAUGGUAUAUGACAACUGUAGUUCAAGUUUCUAAGCUUGCCGUAUUCCAAAAAACAUAGUAAAUGUAUGAUUGGUGGUAUGAUGAUGACUUGGUGCUAAUUGUGGGAAACGUGCUGGACAUUCACUAUU
Molecule: messenger RNA, 1584 nt
Organism: Vitis riparia (riverbank grape)
Lineage: Eukaryota; Viridiplantae; Streptophyta; Magnoliopsida; Vitales; Vitaceae
Product: protein SYS1 homolog
Exons: 3
Coding region: 500-958 (152 amino acids)
Biological process (GO): protein localization to Golgi apparatus; Golgi to endosome transport; Golgi to plasma membrane protein transport
Cellular component (GO): Golgi membrane; trans-Golgi network
Source: RefSeq, a predicted model, not a curated record